CUGUGGGCGUGGCCCGGCGCUGCCCCUCAGGCGCGGGUGGCGGGGCGCGGCGCGGCGGCGGGGGGUCACCACGGGCAGUAAGAUGGCGGCCGCCACUAGGGUCGUUCAGGUAGUCAAGCCACAUACUCCGUUAAUUAAGUUCCCGGACAGAAAAAGUAGUCCCAGACCUAAAAUACAGGAAUCUCUACAAGCAAGUGUGCCGUCUCUCCAUGCUUCAAAAGCACAGGACUCUGUAGGAGGCAGAUCACCGGCCUUUCAAAGUAUUUCACCUGUUAGUAGAGUACAAGGUACACCAGACACUUCUGAAUUAGCAAGAACCUUACCUCAGAAAUACAGAAGGAAACUUAUGUCAGACGAAGAGAUUGAAUAUAUUCAACGUGGAGGUCCAGAAUAAGCACGGAAGAGAGUUUGUUGGCCACUGUUGAAGUAUUGUGUUCACAAUAAAGGCAUUUCCUUAAUAUUAAAAACAA
Molecule: messenger RNA, 470 nt
Organism: Harpia harpyja (harpy eagle)
Lineage: Eukaryota; Metazoa; Chordata; Aves; Accipitriformes; Accipitridae
Product: alpha-ketoglutarate dehydrogenase component 4-like
Exons: 4
Coding region: 83-394 (103 amino acids)
Biological process (GO): 2-oxoglutarate metabolic process
Source: RefSeq, a predicted model, not a curated record